Molecule: messenger RNA, 1287 nt
Organism: Aphidius gifuensis
Lineage: Eukaryota; Metazoa; Arthropoda; Insecta; Hymenoptera; Braconidae
Exons: 4
Coding region: 1-1287 (428 amino acids)
Cellular component (GO): extracellular matrix
Molecular function (GO): protein binding
Source: RefSeq, a predicted model, not a curated record
AUGGAAAUAAUAACUCGUCAAUCAUUAAUGUGUUUAAAAAAUCUUCAACAUCUUACAAUUGCUGAGAGUAAUUUAACUUUCAUUGCACCUGGUGCAUUUGGUGUUUUAAAAAAAUUAAAAACACUUUCAUUGAUAUCAAAUGUUAAACUGACUUACAUACCUGCAAAUGUAUUUAAUAUUAGAAGUUUGGAUAUUAUUGAUUUAAGAAUUUUUCAAAAUAUUAAAUGUAGUGUUAUUGAUUUUACACAUAGUAAAAUUGUUGCUGUUGUUGAUGAAGCAUUUAAUACAUCUCAAAUUGAUACAAUUUAUUUUUAUAAAAAUCAAUUUUUCGAUAUUAAUAUUGGAAAAUGGGGUAUUGAUUAUUAUACGACAAUGAUUUAUUUUAAUUAUCAAAUUUCUGAUUUUGCAAUUGGCUUUAAUGAAAAAAAAAAUCCUUCAGCAUGGGCUGUAAGUAAUUUUAAAAUUGAAACAACAUGUGAAAUUAAAGAAUGGAUAAUUGAAAUAUGUAAAAAUCAUAAAUCUAUUUCAUCUGUUAAAUCAAGUACAGAUGUUACAGAAUAUAUAUUUGAUAUUCUUCCAUGGACGGUGAUUGAUAAAGUUGAAAUAAAUGUCAAUGACAUUCAGUCAAUUAGUAAACAUGCAUUUAAACAAUCACCUUUAAAAAAUCAAUUGAAAACAUUAAUUAUUUAUAAUGACAAUGAGAAGUAUAAAAUUGAUCUUUAUCCUGAAUCAUUUGAGGGUUUAACAAAGCUAGAAAAUUUAGAAUUAAAUGUUGGGCCAAUAUUGAUUAAAAAUAAUUUAUUCAGUUUUUUACCAUCAUUAAAGUAUCUUAAAAUUAAACCGUAUGAAUUAAAUAACGUGUAUAUUAGUCAAGUUAUAAUGAAGCUUAAAAAUUUAAAAACUCUUGAAAUUGUUGGAAAUAAUUCGAUUGGUAUUUGUCAAAAUUUAUAUUCAAAAAUGUUACCAAAAUCAAUCAUUGAUAUUCGUUAUAAAACAGGUUUCAUUAAUAGUUUAGAAAAAAAUUCAUUAAAUUGUUUGAUACAAAUUGAAAGUUUAUCAAUAACUGAGACAUCACUUGGGACAAUAAAUGUUGAUUUAUUUUUAUUCAAUAAUACUGGUUUUGUUGAAGUUAAUAAAGCUUGGGGCAUUUCUCAAUCUACUUAUGUUCAUAUUAAUGAGCCAACACAUGAAGUCAUGUAUUGUAAAUUAAGAUCAGGAAAAAGAAUUGAUUGUAAACAUUGUGAAAAAAGUGUUAAAUGCAUAUUGGUAUCUUUACGUUUUGGAUAA